This is a messenger RNA of Colletotrichum truncatum, 1836 nucleotides long. RefSeq lists its product as uncharacterized. Gene Ontology annotation, biological process: protein phosphorylation; tRNA export from nucleus. NCBI's taxonomy places the organism in Eukaryota, Fungi, Ascomycota, Sordariomycetes, Glomerellales, Glomerellaceae. The record is from RefSeq and is a predicted model, not a curated record. Gene Ontology annotation, cellular component: cytoplasm. Gene Ontology annotation, molecular function: protein kinase activity; ATP binding.
AUGAGCGGCUUCGAGGUUCUAAGCAGUGUUAAGGAGGACGAUGCUGUGAUAUAUACAUACGGCAGCUUGGUUCCAGAUUCAGCAAGAUAUGCCCCACCAGAGCUUGCCCGUGGCGGUUGGGACGCCAUCAAAAAGAGCCCGCAUUCUGCUGUUGACUCAUUCGGCUUUGGCUGCUUAAUUUUCGAAGUUUUUAAUGGCGACUUUAUGGGCUCUGAUCAAGCUGGCCAGACCAAGGGCAUCCCCCCUACGAUGCAACAAAGCUACAAGCGUUUGGUUAACCCAAACCCGAAAGCGAGAGUUAGUGUUGGUCACUUCUUGGAGCAGGGUCAGCGGAGCGGGGCUUUUUUCGACAGCCCUUUGAUCAAAUUGACUGAAGGCAUCGAAAACCUCGGUGUCAAGACUGAGACGGAGAGGGAGGAGUUCCUUGAUGAUCUCGAUCAACUUACGGACGACUUCCCUGAAGACUUUUUCAAAAUGAAAGUGCUUCCAGAACUUAUAAAGUCAGUCGAGUUUGGCGGUGGAGGCCCCAAGGCUUUCAGCGUCGUGAUGAAAAUUGCUGCGAAACUUUCAGAUGAUGAUUUCGAUGCAAAAAUCACGCCUGUGGUCGUUCGGCUUUUCUCCAAUCCUGAUAGGGCCAUCCGCGUCUGCCUUCUCGAUAGUCUACCCCUCAUGAUCGACCGGUUGUCACAAAAGAUUGUCAACGACAAGAUCUUUCCGCAGCUUGUCACUGGUUUCACAGACGUUGCGCCCAUUGUUAGGGAACAAACUUUGAAAUCGGUUCUUGUCAUCAUUUCGAAACUCUCAGAUCGUACUAUCAAUGGAGAUCUGCUCAAAUAUCUCGCAAAGACGGCAAACGAUGAGCAGCCUGGCAUUAGAACAAACACAACCAUUUGUCUCGGAAAGAUUGCCAAGAACUUGGGUACUUCUUCAAGGAGUAAGGUUCUUAUCGCAGCAUUCACCAGAUCUCUUCGAGAUCCAUUCGUGCAUGCCCGAAACGCGGCAUUGAUGGCUCUGGGCGUGACAGGGGAUUAUUUCACGGACGAAGAUGUUGCUUUAAGGAUCAUGCCGGUUCUUUGUCCGCUGUUAAUAGACAAGGAGAAGGUGAUUCGGGACCAAGCCAGCAAGACGAUGGAUGUUUACCUGCAAAAGAUAAGAAAGGCAGCCGCUGGUAUGCCGGACACCGCUCUUCCUCCUCAAGGCGCAGAGGGCUCAGGCGCUCCUCGAAUGAGCACGCCGCAACCCAGCGAUUCGGCCGCUUCUUCUUGGGCUGGAUGGGCUAUUUCGUCGUUCACUAAUAAGCUGUCCUCGGCUGCAGGCGAGAUGCAGACCUCGGCCGGCUCAGGGACCGCUUCUCCAAAGCCAACCCCAUCGCCAGGCCCCGAGUCCAAAAAGCCGAUCACAUCUUCGGCGUCUGCUUUACACAGACAAGCAGUCAAGUCGCCACCACCUCCGAUGUCGCGGACGCCUUCAUCUGUCGUUGCUGAUUCAUUCAAUCCUGAGCCUGCUGAUGAUGGCGACGCGUGGGGAGACAUGGGAGAAGACGCCUGGGGAGAAGCAACUAAUAGCUCUAAUUCUGCAGCAAAGAAGGAAUCCACCGCUAGUGCGACGCCGUUUGAUGAUGGGUCCGAGCCUGACUUUGCUGGCUGGCUAGCUGCUCAGUCUCAGAAGAAGAGUGGGACAAGCAAGCCACUUCCGAAAGGAUUGGCCAAGUCUUCAACAUCAACAGUGAAGAAGCCUCUGACGACCAAGCCUGCAACAAAACCAGUAGUUGCGAAGAAGAUAGAUUUAAAGCCCAAGCAACAAGAUGAUGACGACGGCUGGGGCGACGGAUGGUAG